Messenger RNA from Neurospora hispaniola, 1715 nucleotides. Its product is annotated as DNA glycosylase. Gene Ontology annotation, biological process: base-excision repair, AP site formation; base-excision repair; nucleotide-excision repair. The transcript is spliced from 2 exons. The record is from RefSeq and is a predicted model, not a curated record. NCBI's taxonomy places the organism in Eukaryota, Fungi, Ascomycota, Sordariomycetes, Sordariales, Sordariaceae. Gene Ontology annotation, molecular function: 8-oxo-7,8-dihydroguanine DNA N-glycosylase activity; damaged DNA binding. The coding region runs from base 132 to 1481 and encodes 449 amino acids. Gene Ontology annotation, cellular component: nucleus.
GAGAAACAAAAGUAACCAAUCCACCUGCAUAAUAAGGGAUCGAUGGUGACAGAAUUUCACAUCAAACCUCUAUAGAAGACCCUUAAAUCAAUUUUGUCUUAUCUGCAAAGUCCAAGAGUGUUUAAUACGACAUGGCAGCUCAGAAAGUGACAGAAUGGCGCAAACUGCCUGUCAGUCUCACAGAGCUCUGCAUCGAAACCACACUCCGAUGCGGCCAGUCCUUUAGAUGGCGCAAAAUAAAUGAACAAUGGCACUGCGUUCUUAAAGGCCGUCUCAUCUCCCUAAAACAAGAUCCCACCCAUCUUCACUACAAAGUGACAUGGCCUACCAGUACAGCAACUCCCAAAAAUGAACACCCCCAAGACUUCGAAGACGACACGUCCGUCCUCCUCCACAACUACUUUGCCCUCUCACACUCCCUCACUACCCUUUACGCCCAAUGGUCUCUUUCAGAUGCCAACUUUGCCCGGCGUGCGCCCGCCUUCACGGGGAUCCGCAUCCUUAACCAGGACGCAUGGGAGACGCUGAUCUCCUUCAUCUGCAGCAGCAACAACAACAUUUCGCGCAUCAGCCAGAUGGUACUGAAGCUGUGUACGCACUACGGUCCCUAUGUGGCCACCGUGGAGGGAGAAGCGUUUCAUGAUUUCCCCGGGCCGGAGGCGUUGGCGGGGAAAGGGGUCGAGGCCCAUCUGAGGGAGCUGGGCUUUGGGUAUAGGGCCAAGUACAUUGCUGAGACGGCGGGGUGUGUGGCGCAGGUUUAUGGGGAGAGGUGGUUGCCGAGGUUGAGGAAUCCGGGUGUUCCUGCGUUGGGAGCGGCUGAGGAGGAUAUUUCAGUGAAGAAGGAAGAAGGGGCAGAAGAGAAGGAGUCUGUUGAAUCCAAGGCUGACCUGGACAACCAACCGACCUACCAGAAGGCUCAUGAAGCUCUGUUGACUCUGCCGGGCGUUGGCCCCAAGGUGUCGGAUUGUGUGUGCCUAAUGGGUCUCGGGUGGGGCGAGUCUGUUCCCAUCGACACGCACGUUUGGCAGAUCGCGCAAAGAGACUAUAAUCUUGGUGGGAAAGGGUCUGCCAAGACCAAGACGCUCAACAAGGCCAUGUAUGAGGCCGUAGGCGACCAUUUCAGGAAGAUCUGGGGUCCUCAGGCUGGUUGGGCACAGAGUGUCCUCUUUACUGCGAAUCUCAAGUCGUUUUCCGAACAAGCAGCAGGAGUAGAGAAGAAGGGGGUGGUGAAAGUCGAAGAGGAAAGCCAAGAAGAGAUGGUUACGACUGCUGGGGUUGUGCCCAAACCCGGGAAAAAUAAAGGAGUGGUGGUCAAAAUCGAAGAAAGCGAAGAGAUGGCCGCCACAACGUCAGUGGCCAUGUCCAGGAAACGGAAAACGGUUACUGCGGAAGUGAUACCAAAAGCUGAACCGGACGCCAGCGUCCAGACGACAACAGCCCGGACGUUACGAUCCAGUAAAAGGAUAAAGAGUCAAGUUUGAGGUCGAGAAUAUCGCCGAUGGGGCUGCUUUGUUACCAAUAUAUACCAACUUGAGCACAUAUUCCCAUCUGAUUCACCGCCUCAAUAAACCCACUUUCCACUCCUUGAAUACCCGUUCAGUGGUAGGCAGCAGACAGUUACUCCUGUCUAGACGUUCCAUAACCUCCCUGAUGGCCUCUGUCGGAAGGUUCACCUCCUGGGCAUCGCCAGUAAGUGAAUCCAGCAUGCGGUCAGC